Messenger RNA from Amoebophrya sp. A120, 154 nucleotides. The record is from the annotation of a GenBank genome assembly. NCBI's taxonomy places the organism in Eukaryota, Dinophyceae, Syndiniales, Amoebophryaceae.
CUUGUGUCCGGCGUCAGCUUUGCGGCCGGCAUCUUCCAGAAGAUCGCGUGCGCAGUCACCUUCGCGGGGACGGUCCGCAUCAACAUCUACAUCUUCACGGGGGACGAGGAGAGCUGCUUCGACUUUUACUACCUCCAAGACCUUCCGUGCUGAC